Messenger RNA from Eruca vesicaria subsp. sativa (arugula), 815 nucleotides. The record is from the annotation of a GenBank genome assembly. NCBI's taxonomy places the organism in Eukaryota, Viridiplantae, Streptophyta, Magnoliopsida, Brassicales, Brassicaceae.
AGAAUAAAGAGCAAAUAUAGCAUGUCCACGUCGGUUUGAAAAAUAGAACCAAUCAUAAAGUUUCGUUCUUCCAGGUCACACUUUGUUUUGUAGACAUAGAAUCUGGACUAAACAAAACUGAAAGUUACCCUCUAUAGAACAGGCCAUCUCUUUUUCAAUACAGAAUGUUAUGUCUCUCUAACUCCGACUCUUCCAAUUCAACAUCGUGUCUGAAACAGAGUGCGUCAUGGUUUUGUUCAUGUUUAAUCUCAUUAAUUCAGAUGCCCAGUACAAGUUCUUCAAUGCUUUGUUUGCAUCAGCGAGGAUCUUCUCUUCUAGAAAUCACGAUCUCUUCAUCGCACCUGAAAUCAAUCCACCGUGUCUCUCGCUUACCAUCAUUGCGUGCAGACGGAAUCGUGGCUGUGGCGUUCAAUAUCCACUUCAACACCUCUGGUCAAUCAAGGCUUGAUGGUUUAGGGGUGAAUUUAAGUCAACUUAAUUAUGCUUCUGCUCUUUACCUCCGUUGCCAGAACUGUAGAGGAAAGCUUCUGCGAGGGAUCGAGUCUUCUGCGUUUUCAGGGGCAAGCAGCAACGGAUAAGAAAUUGUCCUCCUGAUCCAAUCAAGCUUUUAUCCACUUCCGUCUACAAACGGUUUUCCAGUCCCCCUGAUCCAAUCAAGCUUACCUUCACUUCAUCCUACUCUUAUAUUAUCCUUUGUUAAUGUUCUCCAGGUGAGGCUGAAGCAAUACUCGCUAGAGCACAAGUAACUUCUAGAGGUUUUACCAUGUUAUCUCAGUCUCACGAAGAAACUGGGGGAGUAGAGGAUUGUAUUUUUA